AUGGACCUUAUCAAAAUCAACAUCAGUGGAACAGUUUUCGUGACAACACGAGAAAUCAUCCUAAACAUUCCCACGUCGAAACUUGCAUCUGCUUUAGACUGCAAGCGGGAUUUUGAUAAUAGUCUCGGAGCGCUAUAUUUCCCGCGAAGUCCUGAUCUGUUCACGUCGGUGCUGGAGGCGCACAGACAGGGCACGUUACAUGUCCCAUCCGACGCUUGUGGCAUUGAAUUUCUCAAUGAAAUGGAAUUCUGGAAUCUACCGAAGAGCAUGAUCUCGCCUUGCUGCAUCGGGAAAAUCAACUCUGCCUUAGAAGAGAAAGAGAUCACAGAAACGAUAAAGAUGGAGAUAAUGGGGAAUUUUGUCAAAAGUGUCGAGGCGAUGGAGAGAAGGACAGGAUGGAAGCAGUCGGCUGCGAGAUUGUGGCUGUUUUUGGAGUUCCCCGUCUAUUCAACUGCUGCCAAGGUCUAUUCCAUCUUCAUUGCCCUCUGGAUUCUGGUGUCUGUCUUCAACUUCAUGUUCGUUCUGGACAUGAACCUCCGCGCUCCGCUCAAAGCGAAUGCGACUCAGAUGGCAGAACAGGACCAAGUCGUCUCACUCAUUCAGUCGGACAAAUGGCAGCUAUAUUGGUUCUCCGCAAUUCCAUUCUCCGUCAUGAUAAUCGACUACCUCAGUAACUUUGUCCUACUCAUUGAUUGUGUCACACGCGUAAUUGUGUGUCCCUACAGAAUGAUCUUCCUUAAGUCCCUCAAAAUCGUCGAUAUUAUGGUCAUGAUGGGCUUCAUGCUGUCUGUCCUCAUUUACUUACCAGUUAUGAUGACUGGUGUUAAUCCAAACACUGCCCUGAAGAGUGCCUUGCUGGCCUGUACUCUGCUGCAGCUCACACGGCCGCUACUCCUCCUUCGUCUCUCCAACACGUUCGUGGGACUCCGCGUCAUGAUGAUGGUGUUGACUAAGAGUAUGACAGAACUCUUCACCAUCAUCUCUUUCCUGGUCAUCGGGAUGAUGUUGUUCGGGGUAUUUAUCUUCGCGGCAGAGAUCGGCGUACAGGGCAGCUUCAAUUCACCCUGGGACGGAGCAUGGUGGGCGCUGAUCACCAUGUCGACAGUGGGAUACGGGGACAUGUACCCUCACGGCUGGCCAGGGUAUAUCGUAGCCAUAUCAUGUGCGGUGAUGGGACUCAUCAUCACGGCCAUGUCCAUACCUAUCAUCAGCAACAACUUCAACGUAUACUAUGAUAAUGUUCGCCUGGUGAUUGGCGUUAUCCAGGAGCGAUGCAAGGAACUGAGAGAGAAAAAAAAGAGGAAUAGCAUCGAACCGAUAGUUCUGACUGAUUAA
Molecule: messenger RNA, 1335 nt
Organism: Lineus longissimus
Lineage: Eukaryota; Metazoa; Nemertea; Pilidiophora; Heteronemertea; Lineidae
Product: potassium voltage-gated channel subfamily C member 3-like
Exons: 2
Coding region: 1-1335 (444 amino acids)
Biological process (GO): protein homooligomerization; potassium ion transmembrane transport
Cellular component (GO): voltage-gated potassium channel complex; membrane
Molecular function (GO): delayed rectifier potassium channel activity
Source: RefSeq, a predicted model, not a curated record